Messenger RNA from Oryza sativa Japonica Group (Japanese rice), 3873 nucleotides. RefSeq names its product probable LRR receptor-like serine/threonine-protein kinase At1g53440. The record is from RefSeq and is a predicted model, not a curated record. Lineage: Eukaryota; Viridiplantae; Streptophyta; Magnoliopsida; Poales; Poaceae. Gene Ontology annotation, biological process: protein phosphorylation. Gene Ontology annotation, molecular function: ATP binding; protein binding; protein kinase activity.
CAGCAGCAGUGUCAGCGCGCAUUAAGCGUUAAUCCCCCAGCUGGUCAAAAACCCGAGCCUGCUGCGAUAUGGCCUACCGCCGCUGCGCCGCACAACCACAACCCAUACGCAACUCCACCCAAAAACCAGCGUCGCAUCGCACGCGCAAGCGCAGCACGAGCACAGUGAGGAGGAGCUUAGCUUAGCCUAGCUAGCUUAGCUCUACCAAAAGCUCUCUGUAGCUUGCUUGCUGCCCAGUAUUGGGAGGGGCCGAAGGGCAAUGGUGGGAGGCAGCCGUCUGUUCCUCCUCCUCCUCCUACCUUUGCUGCUGCUGCUGCUGGGCGCCGGCUGCAGAGAUGGCCGCCGGUGCGCCGCCGCGGCCGCGCAGACUCAGAGGCUGCCGCAGCAAGAAGUUGAAGCACUUAAGGGAAUAGCACGCAAGCUUAACAAGAUGGAUUGGGACUUCAGUGUGGAUCCAUGCACUGGGUCUAAAACUUGGGUUAAUGCCAGUGAUUCCAAUAGUUACCCAAAAUCUAGUUAUCCUAAUUUUCCAGUCAGCAAUCUGACAUGUGAUUGUUCAUUCAAGAACAACACAGAGUGUCAUGUUAUCAGCUUGGAACUUAUGCGUCAGAAUCUUAGUGGAGUUCUACCUGAAGAAGUUGUCAACCUCACUUAUUUGACAAAUCUUGACUUAUCACGCAAUUUCAUCCAAGGACCAAUUCCAGCAUCAUGGGCUAGCCUACCUGUUUUUAAUCUGUCUCUCCAGGGAAAUCGCAUAUCUGGAACAGUACCUAAGGAGCUUGGACGCAUGCCCUUCUUGAAAUCUAUAAAUCUAGAAGGCAAUCAGCUUGAGGGUCAUAUUCCACCAGAAUUCGGUAACAUCAUCAGUUUGGAGAGAUUUUUCAUUUCUGCAAAUGACAUCACAGGAGAGUUGCCUUCAACCUUUUCCAGGCUCACAAAUAUGACAGAUUUCCGAAUUGACGGGACCAAUAUCUCAGGAAGAAUACCCAGUUUCAUAAAAAAUUGGCAACGGGUCAACAGAAUAGACAUGCAGGGUACCUUGAUGAGUGGGCCUAUUCCUCCAGAAAUUUCUUUGUUGAACAACUUAACAGAACUGAGAGUGACUGAUUUGAGUGGACCGAGCAUGAAAUUUCCUCCCUUACAAAAUGCACAGCACCUUACAAAAGUGGUCCUAAGAAACUGCUCCAUAUAUGGUGAAAUACCACCUUACCUUGGACAGAUGCAGUAUCUAAUACUCAUGGAUCUAAGCUUCAACAAGUUGACUGGUCAAAUUCCACAAAAUUUUGACAGAAUGGUGGCACUACAACUACAAUAUUUGUACUUAAGUGACAACAUGCUGACUGGAGAUUUGCCUGGUUGGAUGUUGAAAAACAAGGCAAGCAACAAAGUAAACAUGGAUGUGUCGUUUAAUAACUUCACGGGUAACCCUCCAAAUGAAUGUCAACAAGCAAACGUAAAUAUGGUUUCAAGUUUUUCAUCCUCAAAUGACAAUCUUUUGCAACCAUGUUUACGAAAGAAUCUUCCCUGCAUGGACAAACCACGCUAUUCCUCCCUAUUUAUUAACUGUGGUGGCAAAAGUGUUGAGGUCAAUGGGAAUAUUUAUGAGGAUGACUCAUCUCGAAUAGGAACAUCAACUUUUGUUUUAUCAAAUGACAGAAAAUGGGCCUAUAGUAGUACAGGAGAUUUUGUGGGUAAUCCAGAUGCUGAUUACAUUGCUAGAAACACAUCAGAACUCACACUGGAUCACCCUGAGUUAUACACUGAAGCUCGCCUCUCACCCCUCUCACUGAAAUACUAUGGAGUCUGCAUGGAAAAUGGUGAAUAUUCUGUAGAACUUCAUUUUGCUGAGAUUGUGUUUACAGAAGAUCAUACUUUUUCCAGCAAUGGCAAGCGCAUUUUUGAUGUUUUUAUCCAGGGUACUAAAGUUUUGAAGGAUUUUAACAUUCAAGAUGAGGCUGGUGGUGUCCAUCGUGUAAUUACAAAAACUUUCACAACCAACAUCACAGAUAAUACAUUGGAAAUUCACUUCUACUGGGCAGGCAAAGGUACCACAGGUGUUCCUGACCGGGGUGUGUAUGGUCCAUUGAUCUCAGCUAUAUCUGUGAUACAAUUAAACAGGAACCAUCAUGGAAUCUCUACUGGAUUGAUGAUUACUAUAAUAGUAGCAGCAUGUUUGAUUGUCAUACUUGCGCUAAUUCUUUGCUAUAUCAAAUUCUUCCGGAAAAAGAAUCUGAAAGGAAAUGGUUUACAAUUCUUUUACCAUGGAAGGAAGACCGAUACUUCAGAUCUUCAGACACGGACACAGUACUUCUUUAGCUUAAAAGAAAUUGAAUCUGCAACGAAAAAUUUUGAUCCUGCAAAUAAAAUUGGUGAGGGUGGCUUUGGACCUGUUUACAAGGGUACACUAGCCAAUGGUACUACAGUUGCUGUUAAGAAACUCUCUUCCCAGUCGAGCCAAGGGAAUCGUGAGUUUUUAAAUGAAAUAGGAAUAAUAUCUGCCCUAAGGCAUCCUAACCUUGUAAGGCUCUUUGGUUGUUGUAUUGAUGGAGAACAGCUACUGCUGAUAUACGAGUUAUUGGAAAACAAUAGUCUUGGUCGUGCACUUUUUGGACGUGGAGAUCAUCAAUUGAAACUAGACUGGCCAAAACGAUAUAAUAUCUGCCUUGGAACAGCAAAAGGCUUGUGCUAUCUCCAUGAAGAAUCAACAUUGAAAAUCAUCCAUAGAGAUAUUAAACCAUCAAAUAUUCUUCUUGAUGAAAGACUGCAACCGAAAAUAUCUGAUUUUGGUUUGGCUAAACUGAAUGAUGACCGUGGGCGUAUGAGCACUCGGAUAGCUGGAACAGUUGGAUACAUGGCACCUGAGUAUGCCACGAGAGGUUGCUUGACAUGUAAAGCAGAUGUAUACAGUUUUGGAGUGGUGACAUUAGAGAUUGUUAGUGGAAUGAGCAAUACAAGUAGCAUGUCAGAUGACGAAUAUCUCCAUCUUCUUGACUGGGCUGAAAGAUUGAAGCAGGAAGGGAGACUACUGGAAAUCGUUGACCAGCGUCUUGGUUCUCACUACUCUCAAGAAGAAGCACUUAGGAUGCUCAAUGUAGCUCUUCUAUGCACAAACACAUCACCUGUUCAGAGGCCAAGAAUGUCUUCGGUGGUGAGCAUGCUCUGUGGCCAAGCCCCUCUAGAGGUUGUACCUGAUGAAGAUUUGAGUGGAUACAUCAGGCCCAGUUACUCCCAAUCCAAUCAAUCCAUGAACAACAGCCUAACGGAGUGGUCCUACGCGCCAUCGAGCGAUCCUUCGAUCUUGCUGCAGAACAGUAUGGAGAGUGGUUACCUCCCAUCUUCAAGCUCCCCUUCUUCAAAGCUGUGAGCUGCAGCACCAGGAUUAGCUAGGAUGAAAUGUUGGCAAUUGUUUUGAGCCCAAUGCAGCAACUGUACAUAUGCAUAUGCAUUUGCUCUGUCUGUAAUCCCCUGUAGUUUGGCAUUCUGUCAGUUGUCCUCAGCCUUCUCAUCCAUGGCAUAUGACAAUUGAUAUCAAUGAUGCAUUGCCAUGAUGAUAUAUUCUUCACAAGGGGACUGGAAGCAGAUAUUGGAAUCUGAUGCUGCUGAUGUGAUGGUACAUAUGAAUUGAGCAACUUCUCAGGGGCACCACUUGAGUUUCUUGUUUGUUAGCCUUGGUCAUCAUGUAUCUAGUAAAUGCAAUGUACAACUAAUCUGUGCAAAUGUGGAUAUCUAGUAAGUUUUUUUUUUCUUUUCUUUUCUAGCUAGGAAGGUUAUUGUUUGGUGGGCAAGUAGAGAAGACAUGUAACAUAAUAACAGUUCAGUGCAAACUAGUUUCUGCCCUUGUUAACUUAAAAAAGAAGGAAAAAGUACACUCAA